Messenger RNA from Culicoides brevitarsis, 450 nucleotides. RefSeq names its product peritrophin-1-like. The coding region runs from base 1 to 450 and encodes 149 amino acids. Gene Ontology annotation, molecular function: chitin binding. NCBI's taxonomy places the organism in Eukaryota, Metazoa, Arthropoda, Insecta, Diptera, Ceratopogonidae. The record is from RefSeq and is a predicted model, not a curated record. The transcript is spliced from 3 exons. Gene Ontology annotation, cellular component: extracellular region.
AUGAAAUUCGAAGUGCUUGGAAUUAUCGUCGUUUGCAUGAAAGUUGCAUUUAUUAAUGCAACGCCGCCAAAAUAUGACAGCAGAUGCUUUGGACAAUCUGAUGGUUAUAUGUACACAAAUCCCGCGAAUUGUGCCGAAUAUUAUCAAUGCGAUGCAGGAAGAUCAGUUUUGAGAAAAUGUCCUCCAAAUUUAUAUUUUGAUCAGCCACGACAAUAUUGCAAUUAUGCGCAUGAAGUUAAGUGUAACGGAGCUCCAGCUGAACCUGACUGUGAAAUAGCAAACAACGGAGAUAUUUUUCCAAAUCCCAAUGAUUGCACAACCUUUUACGUUUGCAAUUGGAACAAACCUGUGCUCAUAAAAUGCGAUCCAGGCUUAAACUUUGAUCCAACAGUGAAUAAUUGCAACUGGGCUGACUUAUACAAAUGCCCAGAAGCAGCACUUAGACCUUAA